Messenger RNA from Malassezia vespertilionis, 1377 nucleotides. RefSeq lists its product as uncharacterized. The record is from RefSeq and is a predicted model, not a curated record. The coding region runs from base 1 to 1377 and encodes 458 amino acids. Gene Ontology annotation, biological process: lipid catabolic process. Lineage: Eukaryota; Fungi; Basidiomycota; Malasseziomycetes; Malasseziales; Malasseziaceae. The transcript has a single exon. Gene Ontology annotation, molecular function: triacylglycerol lipase activity.
AUGAAACUGAUUUUAUUCGUGAGCUUUUUUGCGGCGUUAUGUCAUGUGCUGGCCGUGACCAAGUAUCCUGGGAACGGUCCCACACCUGGAGACUUUGAAUACCCACCAGAUGGUUACGAGAACACGGAGCCGGGCACAAUUUUGCGAUCGAGGAAAAUUGAUCCCGCUUUUUUUGGCAUUGCUGAUAUUAGUGGAAAGGCAUGGCAAGUUUUGUACCGCACGAGCGCUCAAAACGACUCGAUGCCAAUGGCCACACUGACGACGAUUUUGGUUCCGGACCACUUCCGCAACGAUCGCCUUUUGCUUCAUCAGGCCAUUGAGGACUCGGCGUCGUUCGUCUGCCGCCCUAGCUUGGGACUGAUGGAGCGCAAACUGCCUGCUUUUGAGAACAUUUUGCAGCGACUGGAAAUGCUGUUGAUCAGCACGUACAUGGCUCAGGGUUGGGUUGUGUCUGUGUCGGACUACGAGGGACCAAUGAGUGCAUUUGCUGUGGGUCCCCUUUCGGGAUACGCGACAUUGGAUGCGGCACGAGCAACAUUGAAUUUCGAGGAUACAGGCUUAGACCGCAGUAAGACUAAGAUUCAAGGUGUGGGCUACUCUGGCGGCGCAAUUGCAUCUAGUUGGGCAGCGCAACUGCAGAAGAGCUAUGCACCUGAGCUGAACAUUGUGGGAUGGGCAUUUGGUGGCACACCUGCAAACCUGACGUACCUUGUCGAAAAAGCGGAUGGAACUGCAGUGGCAGGCCUGAUUGCAUUGGGUGCGACUGGAGUGUUGAAUGGAUACCCGGAGCUGCACGGCGCAGCAGAAAAGUACUUGACGGAUACUGCUUGGAGGGCGGUAAAUCAAGUGCGAAACAGCUGCGAAGUUGGCUCGAUUGUGCCAUUUGCAUUCCAGACAAUUCAGUCGGAGAAAUAUAUUCACGGAGGGCUGCACCUGGCAGAUGUGCCGGGAGUAAACGAAGUUAUUGCGAAUUUGACUCUUGCGCGAGGAAAAGCAGCACCAAUUGCACCAGUGUACAUGUUCCAUGCACUGACGGACCCUGAGGUACCGUACCCUCCUGCGAUUGAUGCGGCAAGACGCUGGUGUGCGAACGGCGCACAGGUCGAGUUUACAACAGCAGUGCUUGGGCUGGAGCACAUUUCUACAUACAUUGGCAUGUUUUCUCGUAUGUUUGAUUGGCUGGAGAAGCGGUUUGAGGGAAAACCAUUAAAGAGCCGCAAGUGCCAAUUUAAGUAUAUCACGAAUGCUGCGCUGAACCCUGUGGACGACAUUAAGUUUGCAGGACAUGCGUUGGAGGUAGUGAAAACGCUGCUAGGAGAGAUGACGGGGAUGGAGAAGUAUACAAAAGAGCAGCUGCAGAAGAAAGAGAGAAAUUAG